Molecule: messenger RNA, 2448 nt
Organism: Anoplopoma fimbria (sablefish)
Lineage: Eukaryota; Metazoa; Chordata; Actinopteri; Perciformes; Anoplopomatidae
Gene: meis1a
Product: Meis homeobox 1 a
Exons: 13
Coding region: 306-1490 (394 amino acids)
Biological process (GO): eye development; embryonic pattern specification; brain development
Molecular function (GO): DNA-binding transcription activator activity, RNA polymerase II-specific; RNA polymerase II cis-regulatory region sequence-specific DNA binding
Source: RefSeq, a predicted model, not a curated record
CUCAGCACGGCCCGGCUCACUUUGCCUCCCCUCCUCCUCCCACCUCCUCUCCCCAGUUUGGGAUGUAACCUGAUAGUCCGGCCUGCUGACUGAGCUCCUUGUGUCGGUGGUCGGUUGCUGCUCUGGAGGCCGGGAGCAGGAGAGAGUCUGCCCGGACCUGUGCGUCUGGAGACGGGUGUGUGUGUGUCUCGGUCUGCUCCUCCGGUCCACUCGGGACUAACCGGGUAACGCUCCGGUACCGGGGAGGUGGAUGUGUGUUCUGACCCGCAGGAGGCACCUGGAGUCCGGGAGGGGAGACGGGGACGAUGGCGCAACGGUAUGAAGACCUGGCCCACUACGGGCUGGAGGGCGUGGGUGGGGUGUACGGAGACCCGCACCACCAUCACCACCACCACCACGCCGCCCGCUCACUGCAGGCCGUGCACCUGGCCGCUGCCGCCGCCGCCGCUGCAGCCAGUCCAUACCCUCCACACCAGUACGGCCAGUCCACCCACACCAGCAGCAGCGGCAUGGGUGCCACAGCUGGGGACGCCGUCAAGAGGGACAAAGACGCCAUUUAUGGACAUCCUUUAUUCCCUCUGCUCGCACUGAUUUUUGAAAAAUGUGAAUUGGCGACCUGCACGCCGAGAGAGAGCGGCGUGGCCGGAGGAGACGUCUGCUCCUCGGACUCCUUCAACGAGGACAUCGCCGUCUUCUCCAAACAGAUCCGAUCAGAGAGGCCUUUAUUUUCAUCAAAUCCAGAGCUGGAUAAUUUGAUGGUACAGUCGAUACAAGUGCUGCGAUUCCACCUCCUGGAGCUGGAGAAGGUUCAUGAGCUUUGUGAUAACUUCUGUCAUCGAUACAUCAGCUGUCUGAAAGGCAAAAUGCCGAUCGAUCUGGUUAUGGACGACAAAGACGGAAACAAGUCGGACAGUGAGGACUUCAUCAGGUCCUCGGGGAACAACAUUGAUCAGAUUUCAUGGAGCAGAGAUCAUGACGACGUGGCAUCGAUCCGGUCGGCCGGGACGCCGGGACCGUCCAGCGGUGGACACACGUCGUACAGCGGAGACAACAGCAGUGAACACGGUGACUGCAUGGAUAACGGCGUGGCCUCUCCCAGCACCGGGGACGACGACGACCCCGACAGAGAGAAGAUGCACAACAAAAAGAGAGGCAUCUUCCCCAAAGUGGCCACCAACAUCCUGAGAGCCUGGCUUUUUCAACACCUGACGCACCCGUACCCGUCGGAGGAGCAGAAGAAGCAGCUGGCUCUGGACACCGGCCUCACCAACCUGCAGGUCAACAACUGGUUCAUCAACGCGAGGCGGCGGAUCGUUCAGCCGAUGAUCGACCAGUCCAACAGAUCAGUGGGCCAUGCAGGACCGUACGGCCCAGAUGGUCAACCAAUGGGAAGCUUCAUUAUGGACGGACAGACACACAUGGGAAUCAGACCACCUGGUCCUUUAGGUGGAGUGGGGAUGGGGGUGGAGGGACAGUGGCACUACAUGUAGCACCACCACCUCCACGCUGCAGCCAGAGGACACGCCCAUUGACCCGGGAAACCACCGACUCCCAUCAGCCGGUCUGCAGACCUCCUCGGAAAAGGGAUCUCUGAGCAGGACCCCGUCCUCCUCUAAGCCCCUCCCCCUCUGGGCGUCUACCUGGCCUCCAUAAGGAAAAAAACACCUGAUUUCCGCCGUUACCAUGGAGACGCCAUGUGGCUUACAAUCCAACACAAAAACAAAGAGACCCUGGGGACAGACGGAGAACCUGGAAAGGAAUAAUAAUAAACAGCUGUGUUUCCUCACUGACGACACUUUGGGAGGACUUUUUUUUUUUUCUGAAUCAGGAUCUGGAUUUGGUCGUUUCCUGUGAUGUCAUCAGCCCAGAUUGUCCUCCAACAGAUCUGACCUCCUCUCUCCUCUCUGGACUACAACUACAGAAGCCUCAAGUGGACAUUUUGACACCAGCAGAGCUUCACCUCCACCUCCUCUCCAGCAGUUGUGAACUCAUAUCGACGUGAAGCUGAUGUCUGUAUUUUCUCCCCGAGGCGUUCUUCUUUUUUUUUUUUAAACGUGUCAGCAAACCGUUCUUUCAAGAAGCCGAAGCUCUUUAAAGAUGGACGGCAGAGGUCACAUGACCGAGCGCUGUUUACCGAGAGAGAGACAAGUCGUUACAAGUGCUCUGCUGCUGCCCUUUUUUUUUUUUUUUUCUUUGCAUAAUAUAGUGUUUUAAAGGAAAGGACUUGUGCUGUUUCACGUUUCACACUGUGUGUGUUUGUCUCUUUUUUUUUCAUAGACUUCUAUCUUCCCUCGAGUCCCACAAAACCCUUUUGAGUUCCAAAAUAAAAUAAAAAAAAGUGAAGUGAAAUUUGUUCCCCGGUUUGUGGAAGUAUUUCAUUAUUGACGCCUGGAGGUGUUGGCUCCUCGUAGUGCUGUCAGAAGGAGUUUGUUGUGUAAAACAUGUGAC